AUGCGUCUCACCCUCUCGCUCGGCAUUAUGCGUCUCGCCCUCUCGCUCGGCAUUACUCCUCCCCCGUACUCUUCAAAUCUCCCUCGUCUGCCCUCGAACCUCAUCCCUACGCCCCCGAGCCUCAGUCCUCCGCCUUCGAACCUCAUCCCUACGCCCCCAGCCGAUGAUAAGCAUUCAAGCUCGAGGUACGACGAUAUGCAUGUGGACGGAGGCAAAUGCGGAAGCAAACACGGAAGCAAAAUGACAAGCGGCGAUCUCGAUUUGGCUGAUGCGGAGAUGCGGCGGGCACGUACGGCCCGAUCGCGACACGGCGAACGCGUCAUCGUUCCCGCCACCAUGUUCGACUUUGGGUUGGGAGAGAUGGAGAGGAAGGACGCGGGAGGAGCGGGAGGGGAAAGCGGGAGGCUUGGCGGGCGGUCUAGGAUGGGGAGGGUGAAGAGACGCGUAGCCGAACUCAAUGGACGCACCCGCGCACGUAAUGCGAAGAAGCGGCUGGAUAGGCGUGCUCGAAUCGCCGGUCAGUCAGGAGGACCCCUCGGGCGCAUACGCGACGCGACCCCUUGGAUGCGUACGCGGUUCCCUCCGCCGCCCUUGCGCACACAACUCACGCUGUCUGCCGGAACCCCUCUCGCCUACGUCGAUGGGUCUCCCUUCCAUACCUCUAUCCGGCAUGGUCCCCAAGUGGACCCCUCCAUACGCAGGCACUCCAAACUGCUCCCCCGCGAAUCGACCACGUACCCAUCUCAAGUACGCCACCCGAGUCGCCUUCCCACCACUGCCGUGCGCUCGCCGGAUGCAGGGCGUGGAAGAUGGGCCUAUACGCCUAUCGUGGACGCUUUCCUCAACGCUAGGGUUUCCCGGGAGCCCAGCAUCGUCCGCCCUACCGACUACACCGGCGACGCCAGGGUCUACCAGUCCAAUACCCUCAACUACACCACCACCACCGCAGACAACCACCGCCAGACCGUCACACCCGACCAUGGCAGCCGCACCCGUCGACAUCAAGGCCUACGUCUUCACGCACGACGAGGAGGAGCGGAGGCGAUCGUCGGCGUCGCUGUAGAGGACGCCGCGUCUUUGACGUCGCUGUUGAGGACGUCGCGUCGGCGGCGUCGCUGUAGAGUACGUCGCGUCGGCGGCGGCGCUGUUGAGGGCGUCGCGUCGUCGGCGUCGCUCACCCACGUCGCUACGCCUCGUCGACGUGGGCGCAUACAUCCCCUUCCCAUCGCCCUAGUCCUCGUCCGACGGACGCGCCCGCAUCCCUCCCUCCUUCCCUCCCCUCCUUCUUCCCUCCCUUCUCCCCUUUCCUUCUCUCCCCUCCCCCCUCCCCGGCCCUCCUCUCCCCUCCUUCCCUUCUCCCCCCUCUCCCCUCCCCCCCGAUCGCCCCUCGACGGCCAGCACCUCAUCGUCCAGCGCGCGUUCGGAAGGGAUAAGAUUGUGAAGGGCAAAGCGCCCCUCCCUUCCUCGCCCCCCCUUCUAUUCUCGAUACUCACCGCGCACCCAGACGGCCGCCCGCACCCGCUCACGCUCCACCCGCUCAUCGACCCCGGCGCGCUGCGCGCCGUCCUCGACGUCGGCGCGGGGACGUGCGCGGCGAUCGUUGAUGUGGCGCGGUUGGUGCAUGGGGUGGGGGUGGGGAGGGAGGGUGUGAAGGGGAGCGGGGCGGGGCAGGGGAAGAUCGACGGUGCGAGCAAGGGCAUGCCCGGCGCGUAUCCGGCGUCUUCUGACUCGCCCGCCAUCGGCGCCUCAAUCAACGCCGUCACGGCUCGGUCGGCGGCGAUUGCGUCUCCCUCGGCCUCGUCCGCCUUGGAUGGCAGCGGUCUAAACGCCAACGUCACGAACUCCACGGCCUCUACCGCCUUGGCCCCCUCCACGGCCAUGUCCACCUGGACUACUACCCCCACCGCCACCUCGACUACUACCCCCACCUCGACUACUACCCCCACCGCCACCGCCACCGCCCCCUCGCCCCCGCCCGCCCUCUUCGCCUGCGACAUCACCGCGGCCAAGUUCCCGCCGCAGGAGACGCUGCAGAAGCUGGGGAUCCGCGCGUUCGAGCAUGAUAUCAGGACGGAGCUGCCCGGGGGGAUGGCGGGUGAGUGCGCGCUUGUAGCGGGGGAGGGGAGGAGGGUGCGGGAGGGAGCGCAAUCGAGGCCUUCGAGCGCGCGAGCGCACUCAAGGCCGUCGAGCGAGCGAGCGCAGUCGAGCGCACUCGAGGCCUUUGAGCUCGCACUGGGGUUCUUUGAGCGAGCGAGCGCAAUCGAGGCCGUCGAGCGAACGAGCGCACUCCUCCCUUCCUUCUCCCCACCCCCUUAG
Schizophyllum commune H4-8 is the source of this 2316-nucleotide messenger RNA. RefSeq lists its product as uncharacterized. The record is from RefSeq and is a predicted model, not a curated record. NCBI's taxonomy places the organism in Eukaryota, Fungi, Basidiomycota, Agaricomycetes, Agaricales, Schizophyllaceae. The transcript is spliced from 9 exons. Bases 1 to 2316 code for a protein of 771 amino acids.